Molecule: messenger RNA, 2279 nt
Organism: Herpailurus yagouaroundi (jaguarundi)
Lineage: Eukaryota; Metazoa; Chordata; Mammalia; Carnivora; Felidae
Gene: SLC10A2
Product: solute carrier family 10 member 2
Exons: 6
Coding region: 241-1287 (348 amino acids)
Biological process (GO): bile acid and bile salt transport
Cellular component (GO): apical plasma membrane
Molecular function (GO): bile acid:sodium symporter activity
Source: RefSeq, a predicted model, not a curated record
AGGACUUUUAUGAUUCAUAAUUUGUGCUGUGUUGUAAUGUUACCUCUGGAAACUGACAUACUAGCAUUUAUUGUUUUUUAUUGCUUCUCUGAGGUGGCUUUUGAAAGAGACUCAAGUGACACAUGUUUGAGAAGGGUUUAAAAGUUGGACACAGCUGGAUGAGGCAUUAUUCGUCUGGUGAGGAGCGGAAGAUUGGUACUUCUGUGGACGCGUGUGACCAUUUGGGCACCAAAUCCAGCAAUGAAUAAUUCAACAGGCUGUUCGGCCAGUGCCACGGUUUGCAAUGGGUCGUCCUGUGUGUUGACUGAGAGCAAUUUCAAUAACAUCCUCAGCGUGGUCCUGAGCACUGUCUUGACCAUCCUCUUGGCCAUGGUGAUGUUCUCCAUGGGAUGCAAUGUGGAAAUCAAGAAAUUCCUAGGACACGUAAAGCGGCCGUGGGGCAUAUGCGUUGGCUUCCUCUGUCAGUUUGGAAUCAUGCCCCUCACGGGAUUCAUCCUGUCAGUGGCCUUUGACAUCCUUCCUGUCCAAGCUGUAGUGGUACUCAUCAUGGGAUGUUGUCCCGGAGGAACCGCCUCCAAUAUCUUGGCCUACUGGGUCGAUGGCGACAUGGACUUGAGCAUCAGUAUGACCACAUGCUCCACGCUGCUUGCCCUGGGAAUGAUGCCGCUGUGCCUCUUUAUCUAUACCAAAAUGUGGGUCGACUCUGGGACCAUCAUAAUUCCCUUUGAUAACAUAGGUACGUCUUUGGUCGCUCUUGUUGUUCCCGUUUCCAUUGGAAUAUUUGUUAACCACAAAUGGCCCCACAAAGCCAAGAUCAUUCUUAAGAUCGGGUCCAUCACAGGUGCAAUCCUUAUCGUGCUCAUAGCUGUCGUUGGAGGAAUUCUAUACCAGAGCGCCUGGAUCAUCGCUCCCAAACUGUGGAUCAUAGGGAUGUUAUUUCCUUUGGCUGGUUACUCCCUAGGGUUUUUACUGGCUAGAAUAGCUGGUCAGUCCUGGCACAGGUGCCGAACAGUUGCUUUGGAAACGGGGAUGCAGAACACUCAGCUGUGCUCCACUAUCGUGCAGCUCUCCUUCACCCAGGAGGAGCUCAACGUUGUGUUCACUUUCCCGCUCAUCUACAGCAUUUUCCAGCUCGCCUUUGCGGGAAUCUUCCUAGGCAUUUAUGUGGCAUACAAGAAAUGUCAUGGAAAGAACGACAUGGAAUUUCCAGAGAGCAAAGACAUCGAAACAGUCUCUGGGUCAUCAUUCUCAAAGGUGAACGGAGGAUUUCAGCCAGAUAACAAGUAGACACCAAGUGGACAAAAAAGAAGAAUUCUAAAGUACACGUUCUGCGAUAACAGUAUCUGUUUGUUUUUGUUGGGAUACUUGGCAGGAAAGGGUUAAGGUGAAAAUUUAAAUUCCAGUUGAAUCCAUAUAUUGGUUUUGGUACCAAGUGACUGGUGGCCCAAAUCCUUAAUGUGACAAAUAUUUAUAUGUAUAUAUGUACUGUCUUUGAAAUAUGCCCGAGAAAUGUCCUCAGACCACAGACUAUACCUGACACUGGUAACACUGAGAACCUCAUAACUCCUAAACCGGAUUCUUACUCAGAAUCUCAAAAUGCAGAGAUGAGCACCUGACUUUAUGUAUCUUAAGAUAGAUGCAACGAAUUAUUAUUAUUAUAAAGUGAUCAAGAUUUUCUUCAGUAUUUAUGAUUGUAAGAAGAUUGAAAUGAACAUCUUCCACUGACAUGUUAAUUAUUAUUUUGAAAAUGUUGCAACCUAUUUAUUUAUAUAACUUUAUCAUGUAACAUGGACAAAUAGCUGACUUCCUGCAUUAAAAAAAAAAAAUUAGCCUUCUCCAGUGACAGUCCAAGGGCAAAAAUAAGAGAAAAGAGUUACUAAACAGAAAUCAAUCGUCAAAUUAGGAGUCCAUAAUGCAUCAGCGAUGUCAUACAUUGGUUGCUCUGCCUCAGGAGUCCAACAAUGCCACUAGAUUUCUUUUUUUUAGGAAAAACAAUUCUUUCCAAUGGCUUGAAUUUGGCAAAGAGCUCUUCAAGCCCUGGAGAGGGGCUUCCUCAAGGUCUGCCUGCAGGGGGCAGGUCGACGUUGGCUAGUGUGACAGCUUUGGAGCGGGCAGAUUGCAGAAGCAUUGGGAAAAAAAACACCACUACUCCAGUUGGUGAUUUUAGUUCAAUGGGAGAUCAUGGCGAACGCAAGGAAAAGCACAAAUAAUAAAGACCCACUUGAAAUGCAGGACAUGAGUCAGUUAGAUGUGCACAAGUGAGUAUCGAUAAAAAGAAA